AUGUUUUUCCAGAUCCCUACCUCGAAAAUAACGGAAGAAGAUCAUUCCGAUGAUAGCAUCAAAAAAGUGCCUACACUCAGCAUCGAAGAGGAUACUAUUUUGAAAACGAUGCACAAGAUCGAGAUGGACACCUAUGCAAUGUUCAAAAAAGUAAAGUGCGACGGUUUGACGAUGCCCUACCUUUAUGAUUCACUGCCGCUUUCUUCUCCAACCCCAUGUCUGCUAAUGGAGGACAUUCACUCGAGCUACAUGCUUGACGUCAUCGAUGGAUUCAAUGACGAGCAGUUAUACCAAAUCGUCGACCAAAUUGUUGCGCUUCACGUCUACUCUUUCACGCACGACAGUUGGAAAUCAUGCGGAAUGGGAACCAAGAUAGAACCCAGUUAUUGGAAAUUCGUGACAAUGAUUAACGAAAUGGGCAAACACUUGAUGGCUGAAUAUCCAACGUUGGAAAGAGGACUCACUUUACUUUACGAGAACUAUACAGCUAAUGGAUUAUGGUACAUUGAGUAUCUUCAGCACUACCAGAAGAACGACAUAAUUCGUACCUACGUGCAUGGUGAUCUGUGGGCGGCGAAUAUUCUAUGGCGAAGUGAUAAGUUGGCCGGAAUCAUCGACUGGGCGCUGUGCCACGCCGGAUCUUUGACUGAAGAUCUUCAAAGAGUACUAGUUACUUCCUGCUCUGUGGAAACCCGAAGACGUAUGACACGUACACUUCUCAAAUACUACUUUGAUAGCAUGCAGGGAAAAAUGGCAGAAAUUCAUAAAGAAAUGCCAUUUUCGUUUAAGGAUCUAGAAGAUGAUUACCACCGUACACUGUCGUACACAUGUGGACUAACCUUGUUCGCCGCAGGAUUCUGGUCUCAAACUUCGAUAAUUCGAAGAGGAAAACCCGAUGACAACGCCAGGAUGAAUGAGCUUGUUUCCAGACUGCAAAGCUUACUCGACGACACUGUGGUGGCACAUGAGUGGCAAUAG
Messenger RNA from Angiostrongylus costaricensis, 978 nucleotides. NCBI's taxonomy places the organism in Eukaryota, Metazoa, Nematoda, Chromadorea, Rhabditida, Metastrongylidae. The record is from the annotation of a GenBank genome assembly.